Homo sapiens (human) is the source of this 5986-nucleotide messenger RNA. RefSeq names its product solute carrier family 20 member 2 (gene SLC20A2). NCBI's taxonomy places the organism in Eukaryota, Metazoa, Chordata, Mammalia, Primates, Hominidae. Bases 2841 to 4658 code for a protein of 605 amino acids. Gene Ontology annotation, cellular component: plasma membrane; membrane; brush border membrane. The transcript is spliced from 10 exons. The record is from RefSeq and is a predicted model, not a curated record. Gene Ontology annotation, biological process: positive regulation of bone mineralization; phosphate ion transport; symbiont entry into host cell. Gene Ontology annotation, molecular function: phosphate transmembrane transporter activity; sodium:phosphate symporter activity.
UUUUUUUUAAAUGACCUUGACAGUUUUCAGUUCACCAGUCAGAUAUUUUGUAGAAUGUUGCUCAGUUGAGAUUCGUCUGUUGUUUUUCUCAUGGUUAUGCUGGGGUUAGGAGUUUCAGGGAGGGAGAUCACAGAGGCAGCAGGCCAUUUUCAUCACAUCAUUUCAGAGGUAUAUACAGUCAACAUGACUCAUCAGUGUUGAUGUUGACCUUAGUCACUCUGCUGGGGUCGUGUUUGCCCAGCUUCACCACUGCAGAGUUCCUCCUUCUUACCUGUUUCUGUGCUUCCCUCUUGGGAAGGCAGCCCACGCUUCAGGAGUGGGAAGUUAUGCCUACCUCCUUGAGGGCAGAAUAUCUAUGUAGAUGAUUUGGAGUUCUGUACAGGAGCUGUAUCUAUCUCCUCCAUUUCUUUAUUCAACAUUUAUAUCUGUAUAUACUCAUGAAUAUACCCUGGGUUAUAAUCCAAUGCUACUUUAUUUAUUGCUCAGAUUGUUCUAGCUUUUGUCGUUGGGAGCUAUUUCAGUUGGUUCCUGUGCCCCCUUGCCAUAUCCCUAUCAUCGUGGGUUUAUAUCUUAAUUUUUUAAAUAUCUGCAUGGUAUUCCAUUGUAAGAAUGUACUCUACUAUAAUUUAACCAAUCCCUUAUUGAUGGCAAUUGAGGUAUCAAAUCAGUUGUAAACAAUACUGUGAUAAGCAGUCUUCAGAAGACAUUUAUGAAAAUUGUCGAUCAUGUAUUCAGAAAGGUCUGCCCAUUUUACUUUCUUUUUUUUUUUUUUUUUUUUUUUUGAGACAGAGUCUUGCUCUGUUGCCCAGGCUGGAGUGCAGUGGUGCGAUCUCAGCUCAUCGCAACCUCCACCUCCCAGGUGUGAGCAAUUCUCCUGCCUCAGCCUCUUGAGUAGCUGGGAUUACAGGUGCUCUCCACCAUGCCCAGCUAAUUUUUGUAUUUGUGGUACAGACGGGGUUUCACCAUGUUGGUCAGGCUGGUCUCAAACUCCCAACCUCAAGUGAUCCACCCACCUCGGUCUCCCAAAGUGCUGGGAUUACAGGGGUGAGCCACCGUGCCCAGCCAUUUUACAUUUCAUGUGAUAUGUGACUCUUAAUAAUACGUAAGCAGAUUUCAGAGGCGUGAGCAUUCUCACGAAAAAUAGAGGUGUAUCUGUCACCAGAGUUGCCUCCCUUCCUUUUUCUGUAUUUCCUUUAGUGAGGGAUGAUGGUGGGUGUGGCACCAGCAGUCCUAAAGAGCUGCUUUGAGAUCACACUUGUCUGAGACACCUGUGCCUUUUCAAUAUAGAGUCAGCUACUGUAGACAGCUAACAAAAGAUGAACUAAAACUCAAUUCAGAAAAAAACAAAACAGCAUUCUCAGAGUAAAAAUAUUAGACCUGGAAGCAACCUUAGAAAUCAUCAUGCUUUAGCAGUGGAUUUUAGAAAUAGGAAACUUUUUAUUAGGUGAGAUGAUUUGCCUGGGAUUAUGCAGUAGCAAAAGCAUUUAAGAAUCUGGAUUUCUGCCUCAGUCUCAGAAUUUCUUGUUACAUGGGUAUAUUUUAUUUUUAUUUUUAUUUAUUUAUUUAUUUAUUUAUUUGAGAUGGAGUUUUGCUCUUGUUGCUUAAGCUGGAGUGCAAUGGCACAGUCUUGGCUCACUGUAACCUCUGCCUCCCGGGUUCAAGCGAUUCUCCUGCCUCAGCCUCCCAAGUAGCUGGGAUUACAGGCGCUCGCCACCACAACUGGCUCAUUUUUGUGUUUUUAGUAGAGACAGGGUUUCACCAUGUUGGCAAGGCUGGUCUCGAACUCCUGACCUUGUGAUCUGCCCGACUCGGCCUCCUAAAAUGCUGGGAUUACAGGGGUGAGCCACAGCGCCCAGCCUGCAUGGGUAUAUUUUAUAUCUCAUGCAAGGAUAUGCACAAUUUUUUAUGUUGGAAAUUUUUAAGCUUAAAGAAGACAAAAUAGUGUAAUUAAUCAUGUCCCCACCACCCAGCUUUAUAAAUUUGUGGCCAAUCGUGUUAAAACUUCUACCCACUCCCCCCACCACCAUGUUAUUUUGAAGUAAAUCCCACAUAUUAAAUCACUAUAAAUAUUUCAGUAUAUUCAAAAGGAAAAAACUUUUUUCAAAGCAUAACCAUAAUACCAUUUUCAUAUCUUAAAAGCCUUUCUAUUUAAGAAUAUUUAGUUGUAAAAAUUUCCAGAAGUUGUGUUUAUCAUGAAUUAAAAUGUGGCUUUAGUGAAAAUACAGUUCCUUGGUAUACUCUCCCAGCAAUUAGGGAGAGAUUCUGUCCACCAGCAGAAUGGCCUGGGUUACAGCUUUUAUCAAAAUCUGCUGUCUGAGGGUCUUAGUUGGAAGAAAUAAUCUCCUAUUUGAGUUCUUCGAGGCCGAAAGAUUGAUAAUGACUGUAUGGCCGAUCUCUAACUAUAUAUUGUUGCUUUUUUACCUUAAUUAACUCUUAAGCUUUGUACGUGAGGAAGAAAUUCCAAGGACAUAUCACAAGAAGAAUUAUUUUUCAGAUUUCGCCACUAGCCGAAGCCACGGAUGGGAAUGUGGUGGUGGAGCUGUUCCACUCAGAUCUUCUGUGAGGGAUUUCUGAAGGAGGAGACAUCACAGCUUUCCCAGAUCGGGAGGAAAAAUAUGGAAUGUGUUUUACCGCUGACUGAACACAACCAAAUGAACUGUCCUGACAGUAGUUUGCAAACCAGCAGCUAGCAGUUUGUCCAGCCUCUAACAUUGUCCAGCACUUUCCAGAGCAAACUCACUGUUUACAAGAACUCUUGGCCUUACGAAGUUUAUAACCUCAAGCUUUGUUUAUUUAAAAUAUUCCUGCAAAAGAAAAGUACCCGGCACCCACUUUCCAAAAUGGCCAUGGAUGAGUAUUUGUGGAUGGUCAUUUUGGGUUUCAUCAUAGCUUUCAUCUUGGCCUUUUCUGUUGGUGCAAACGAUGUUGCCAACUCCUUUGGUACAGCCGUGGGCUCUGGUGUGGUGACCUUGAGGCAGGCAUGCAUUUUAGCUUCAAUAUUUGAAACCACCGGCUCCGUGUUACUAGGCGCCAAAGUAGGAGAAACCAUUCGCAAAGGUAUCAUUGACGUGAACCUGUACAACGAGACGGUGGAGACUCUCAUGGCUGGGGAAGUUAGUGCCAUGGUUGUUGCUUCUUGGUUUAUAUCUCCACUGUUGUCUGGUUUCAUGUCUGGCCUGCUGUUUGUACUCAUCAGAAUUUUCAUCUUAAAAAAGGAAGACCCUGUUCCCAAUGGCCUCCGGGCACUCCCAGUAUUCUAUGCUGCUACCAUAGCAAUCAAUGUCUUUUCCAUCAUGUACACAGGAGCACCAGUGCUCGGCCUUGUUCUCCCCAUGUGGGCCAUAGCCCUCAUUUCCUUUGGUGUCGCCCUCCUGUUCGCUUUUUUUGUGUGGCUCUUCGUGUGUCCGUGGAUGCGGAGGAAAAUAACAGGCAAAUUACAAAAAGAAGGUGCUUUAUCACGAGUAUCUGACGAAAGCCUCAGUAAGGUUCAGGAAGCAGAGUCCCCAGUAUUUAAAGAGCUACCAGGUGCCAAGGCUAAUGAUGACAGCACCAUCCCGCUCACGGGAGCAGCAGGGGAGACACUGGGGACCUCGGAAGGCACUUCUGCGGGCAGCCACCCUCGGGCUGCAUACGGAAGAGCACUGUCCAUGACCCAUGGCUCUGUGAAAUCGCCCAUCUCCAACGGCACCUUCGGCUUCGACGGCCACACCAGGAGCGACGGUCAUGUGUACCACACCGUGCACAAAGACUCGGGGCUCUACAAAGAUCUGCUGCACAAAAUCCACAUCGACAGGGGCCCCGAGGAGAAGCCAGCCCAGGAAAGCAACUACCGGCUGCUGCGCCGAAACAACAGUUACACCUGCUACACCGCAGCCAUUUGUGGGCUGCCAGUGCACGCCACCUUUCGAGCUGCGGACUCAUCGGCCCCAGAGGACAGUGAGAAGCUGGUGGGCGACACCGUGUCCUACUCCAAGAAGAGGCUGCGCUACGACAGCUACUCGAGCUACUGUAACGCGGUGGCAGAGGCGGAGAUCGAGGCGGAGGAGGGCGGCGUGGAGAUGAAGCUGGCGUCGGAGCUGGCCGACCCUGACCAGCCGCGAGAGGACCCUGCAGAGGAGGAGAAGGAGGAGAAGGACGCACCCGAGGUUCACCUCCUGUUCCAUUUCCUGCAGGUCCUCACCGCCUGUUUCGGGUCCUUUGCUCACGGCGGCAAUGACGUGAGUAAUGCCAUCGGUCCCCUGGUAGCCUUGUGGCUGAUUUACAAACAAGGCGGGGUAACGCAAGAAGCAGCUACACCCGUCUGGCUGCUGUUUUAUGGAGGAGUUGGAAUCUGCACAGGCCUCUGGGUCUGGGGGAGAAGAGUGAUCCAGACCAUGGGGAAGGACCUCACUCCCAUCACGCCGUCCAGCGGCUUCACGAUCGAGCUGGCCUCAGCCUUCACAGUGGUGAUCGCCUCCAACAUCGGGCUUCCAGUCAGCACCACGCACUGUAAGGUGGGCUCGGUGGUGGCCGUGGGCUGGAUCCGCUCCCGCAAGGCUGUGGACUGGCGCCUCUUUCGGAACAUCUUCGUGGCCUGGUUCGUGACCGUCCCUGUGGCUGGGCUGUUCAGCGCUGCUGUCAUGGCUCUUCUCAUGUAUGGGAUCCUUCCAUAUGUGUGAUUUGUCUUCUUCCAGCUGCAAACAGCUAAAGGGAUGGUCUGGUGUUGGCGUGUGGGAGACAUGUGUGCUCGUGCCGCACAUACACAUCCUGGCCGUGCACGGCUCUCUCAUGACCAGCUCUCUGCCUCCCUUCCAGGAGGCUCCAUCCCACACUGUUCACCCAGGCUGCGGAGACUCACCUUCCCGAGCUAACUUAACUACUGUACAUAAUAAUAUGUAUUAAACUGGUAUCGUGGUGAUAUAAUGUGGUGCAGUUACUUAUAUAUUAAAUAUCUAUUGUAUCCAUAGAAUAGGCAGCAUUAUUUCAAACAUAUUCAAGUUGGGAGUGGAGAUCAUUGCCUAGAAGUCAAUAUUCAAUAAAUCUUGUACAUAACUAUUUCGAUGGCAAAUGUUAAGCCUUCUAAAAGGAAAGUGUAGAUUGGAAAAUGAUUUUUUUUCCAAAUGAUGUUUUUGCCUUCUAAUAUACUGUAAGGUAAUGAGCUUCAGAACAGGCAACCUGACCCUGCAGAGGUCGCGUGCUGUGGGAUGACAGCGGGACGGGAGCUCACAAGUGCUUUCACUGAAGAUUUGUUCAUAUACUGUGUAUUGAUUGUUGUGUAAUAUAUCAUCAUUGCUUUUGUAAAUACGUAAAACUGUAAUUUUUUAAUGGUGUGCUUCCCUUAUACUUUUUUGAUCAGAGAAUUUUGGAAAGUACCAAAGAAGCAGGGGAAUCAUUGGCCAGUGUUACGUUUUCACAUUGUCUGUCUCCCACCCUCACUGAUCACGCCUGCCCCAGAGCAGUGUGUGGCGGUGACACCGUCACCCAGCAUGCGCCACGCCGUGGCUCCCACCAGCAGUGCCACCGCCACCACACCCCAGAUCCCACCCACCUUGCAGUGGCCUUUCCUUGUCAUCAGAGUAGAGAAUGCACAGGUGUUGGUGAGGGCGUGUGGCUGAGCACUACAUGUCAAGUCCAGAGUCAGUUUCUAUCCCAAUUCUCCCUGCAGCCUGAAGAACGGAUCCUUGUCUCCAAUGUCAGCACAAAGGAGGCUUUUUCUGUGCUUUGACAUUCUAGCACUUCAGGGAUGAGAGGGAGGGAGAAUCCUGGAUGCUGGAUGGAGUAUUUCUCUGAGGCCCACACAAAGCUGGACACCCCCAGGCUCUACUCCAUCCCAUUGGAGUCUCUUCUUUUUUUGAUAGCGGGAGGGAGGAAGUACGACUAAUGUUGGAGCCUGAAACUAUGGAAAUGCUGCUAAAAUUUUUAUAUUGACAAACAUUUUCUUGGUACUUCAUUGUCAUUUUUCAUUAAUCAACCAUAUUAAAUUUAUAAUAAAAAAUGCCCCUCAGAA